Messenger RNA from Prorocentrum cordatum, 432 nucleotides. The record is from the annotation of a GenBank genome assembly. Lineage: Eukaryota; Dinophyceae; Prorocentrales; Prorocentraceae.
AUGAGGAGGCGGGCACCGAAGUGGGCUUCAGGUGCGGAGCGGAUCUUCUACGCGAAGUUCGGGGCCAGCCGCGGAGAGGCCGACGGCGACGGAGCAGGCGACACGGAGCGCGCCACUAAGGGCGCGAUCACCACGCUGCUCGACGUCGCCGAGGGCUGCAGGGCGCGCAAGAUCACCAUCGGCCUCGGCCCCGAGGACGCGGGCUCGGCGGAGCUCGUGUGCUCGCUCCUCUACCUGGGAUUCCAGGUUGUGCCAUCCCGGAAGUCUCCAUUGGUGGAUACAGCGCUCUUGCUGGACUUCGACAUUGGAUGGCCAAGCCUCCCAGGUGCCCCAUUCUCGUCCGAGAACGACUACACUUGCACAGCCACUUCCGAGUGUUCCACCUCCGCGGAGGAAGAUGGCUUGGCGGACAACUUGACCGACAGCAGCUAG